This is a messenger RNA of Cavia porcellus (domestic guinea pig), 2206 nucleotides long. It is a transcript of the gene Dapp1, whose product is annotated as dual adaptor of phosphotyrosine and 3-phosphoinositides 1. The coding region runs from base 142 to 1014 and encodes 290 amino acids. Lineage: Eukaryota; Metazoa; Chordata; Mammalia; Rodentia; Caviidae. The record is from RefSeq and is a predicted model, not a curated record. The transcript has 9 exons.
GGCCCAGCCCCGCGGUGGCUGUGGGAGGAGUCCGGGUUUCACUUCCUCGCUGGCUGGGGACUCCCGGCCGGGCAGCCGCUCUGGAGAGUGAGAACGCGCUCUCCUUCCCUGCACCUGGCUGGGAGCAAAGCCGGUGGGCGGAUGGGCAGAGCGGAGCGUCUGGGAGCCAACAUGAGCGCCCGGGUGCUCUCGGACCUGUGGGGCGGACUGGACGGGGACGCCGAGCUGCUCCAGGACCUGGGGUGGUACCAUGGUGACCUCACGAGGCAUGCUGCGGAGGCCCUGCUCCUGUCCAACGGGCGUGAUGGCAGCUACCUCCUGAGAGACAGCCACGAGCAGCCGGGCCAGUUCUCCCUGUCCGUGAGAGCCAAAGACUCUGUCAAGCACUUUCAUGUUGAAUACACUGGAUAUUCAUUUAAAUUUGGCUUUAAUGAAUACCCAUCUCUAAAGGAUUUUGUCAAGCAUUUUGCAAACCAGCCUUUGAUUGGAAGUGAGACAGGCACCCUGAUCGUGCUGAAACAUCCCUAUCCCAGGGACGUGGAGGAGCCUGCCAUCUACGAGUCCGUUCGGGUUCACACGGCGAUGCAGACAGGGAGGACAGAGAGUGACCUCGUGCCUGCCGCACCUUCUCUGGGCACCAAGGAGGGCUACCUCACCAAGCAAGGCGGCCUGGUCAAGACCUGGAAAACAAGAUGGUUCACUUUGCACAGAAAUGAACUGAAAUACUUCAAAGACCAGAUGGAUGACAGGUUGCUUCUUUUCCCCUUUCAGUCACCAGAACCCAUUCGGAUCCUAGAUCUCACCGAGUGUUCUGCUGUCCAAUUUGAUUAUUCGCAGGAAAAGGUGAACUGCUUUUGCUUAGUAUUUCCAUUCAGGACAUUUUAUCUCUGUGCGAAGACAGGAGUGGAAGCUGACGAAUGGAUCAAGAUAUUGCGAUGGAAACUGUCACAAAUAAGGAGACAGCUCAGCCAGCGGGACGGCGCCAUCCGGUCCCACUCCUUCGUCUUUCAGUAGGCCUUUCUGCAGAGCAGCCACCUGAGAGCAAAGUGGGGCGCUGCCCGGCACGGAAACCUAGCAGGUUUAGGCGAUGGCCAAGGAGAUCAGCUGUGGCCCAUGUCGUGUGGCUGCAGGCCCACGGAAGACACUGCUGCUGCCGCCCCCUGGAACCUGUUGGCUCAGGAGACGCAGGGGAAAGAGGGCGUCCACUUGGCUUACAUCCCCGGCCAUGGACGUGGUCACCUGGCCCCACUCUGAGUCGCCUGGUCAGGCCCCCGGCCUCUGCUGGCUGGGACGAUGGGGAGAGGUUCCGGGACACUUAGGAUGGACACUCCUCACAAUGCAAAUUCAGUAGCAAGCAUCACAGACUUGAAGGGUCAUCGGCUGAUUUUUCUUUAUGCAAAAGUUUCCAAAACUAAAACGAACAGUUUGCUAUACUUAUUUUUUCCUUUUAAGAGUCUUAGAAAUGUAGUGUGUCCUCUUUUUCUAAUAAAACUAUCAGUGAAUGUUCCAUGAGUAAAACAAUAAGGGGAAAUGAAGGUGCAGGCUUAAACAUCCCUUGUAACCAUUUGGGGGAAUGUCUGAAAGCGGAAGCAUGACUUGAGGGAGGGUAAUAAAGGGUAACUUCAGUUUAAUGAUAGUAAGGAAAACUAGUACCAUGGUAAGUAUAAUAGUCCUGCCCCCAGAAGGAGCGGCACAGGAGUCACCCCCUAAGCACCCCACCCCUGAUUAAAGAACAUCUUGUAUUGCCACUCCGGGAGCAACACUAAAUCCCCGUGCCACACGUAACAGUCACGGUGUGGUUCACACUGGGGAAAGAGGAAUGAAGGGAAACAAGACACCGUGCCCAGAAUACACCAGCAGCCUCUCGCUUCUUCUGUUAUCUCUGUUACUACUGCUCAUUGAGACAGAGGCUUGAAGGGGAACCAAAAUAGAUGAGAACCAGAAAAUAAGCUUACGGUGCAAAGCUGGAGGGCUGUGCUUGUUGGCCCAAAGGAGUAUCUCGUUACGCGAGUCCCUGUCGGAUGGGCAUCUGAGGUUCAGCGGAUAGAGUACAUUUAAUGACCUCUGCUGUCCGUCUUAUGCAAUUGAAAAUGCACUGUGCCAGGCUUGCAGUCAGAAGUCACCACUGUAAUAUUGUUUUAACUGUUUGUAAAAUGCUUAUUUAUAGUCUUUGGUUUUAUUAAAAAGAACAUGUGACUUAACGUAA